UCCUUAGAUUGAUUCAGUAGGUCUUGUCAGUCAGGGGGUAGAAUCUAAGUGGUGAGGAGUGGAACCGUUGUUCGGUUGUGCACCAGACAUCAUGGUUGACACCCGUAGUGGGAAGAGUACUGCCCCGUACACGCAAGCUCAAGAGGAGCGUGCUGCCGCCAUUUUGAGGGAGAGGAAGGAGAUGAAGGAGAAGAAAGAGCUCCUCAAGCAGACGAAGUUAAAAGCAAUCGUAGAGGAGCAGGCGGCGAAGAAGAAGAAGUUGGAGGAAGAGAUGAGAAGAUUAGAACAGGCGGAGGAAGAGAAGAGGAAGGCUGUUGAAGAAGAAGCAGCAGCAGAGGAGGAGGAGAAAGAAGAAGAACCCCUUGAAAGGAGGCGUGGGGGAGAUAGAGGAGAGACAAGUGGCACGAAGGGAGAGGACGCAUGGAUGGAGAAAAAGUUUAGCGAGUGGGUAGCUAAAUUAUCGUUGGGAGAAGAUGAGGAGGCACUAUUGUACGUGCCCCAGGAGGAAAGAGAAGCAUUCGCCAGGGAAUUGGAAGUGAUGGAGGACCCCUUGGAACGUCAAACAGCAGAAGUUGAAAAGAAGUUGGAGUGGAAGUUGCGUAUGAUGAGGGAAAAGAAGAGAAGGAGGGAGGAAGCCAACCGAGUGGCUAGAGAGGUAGAGAAAGUCUGCGCAUGUUCAGGCACAGGCAGAAACCCUCGCAAAGUUAGAUAAGAUUUUGGGGUACCUGGAGGUUCUGAGCGAGGCUUGGCUUGAGGAGC
Molecule: messenger RNA, 759 nt
Organism: Chara braunii
Lineage: Eukaryota; Viridiplantae; Streptophyta; Charophyceae; Charales; Characeae
Source: the annotation of a GenBank genome assembly